Molecule: messenger RNA, 5303 nt
Organism: Tachysurus vachellii
Lineage: Eukaryota; Metazoa; Chordata; Actinopteri; Siluriformes; Bagridae
Gene: fmnl2a
Product: formin-like 2a
Exons: 27
Coding region: 375-3632 (1085 amino acids)
Biological process (GO): cell migration; cortical actin cytoskeleton organization; regulation of cell shape
Cellular component (GO): cytosol
Molecular function (GO): actin filament binding; small GTPase binding
Source: RefSeq, a predicted model, not a curated record
UGGUUACUAGGAGACGGAGUUGAGUUGAAGGAUGCGAGAGGAGAGCGCAGUAGUACCUGAAAUCUUAGCUAAAGUUAGACAGGACGCACACUCAGACUGAAUCAUGCACCGCGUCAGCUGUAAGACUCACUGGGAGCGGUGUGGAAAUUGUGCAAGAUACGGAUAAGACACGUUUCUUUUCGUUUGUCUUGAAAUGUUGCGCUGUUGCGUGAUAAGUUUCCCGGAUUCCCGUUAACGGUACAAUGCGCUCGCAGGAGCUCGGCGUCAGGACUAAGCCUGUUUCUGCUGAAGUGUGAUACACAGCGUGUAAAAAGGCAACAAUUUCACUCGAAAUAGUUACCAGAAAGUUAAGAACUAGUAAGAAAGACUUGGAAAUGGGGAACGCGGGGAGUUUGGAACAACACACCGACCCUAGAGGACACAACAUGCCGUUAAAACUGCCCAUGCCGGACCCGGGCGAGCUAGAAGAACGGUUUGCGCUUGUUUUAAAUUCUAUGAAUUUGCCUCCCGACAAAGCCCGGUUACUGCGUCAGUAUGACAACGAAAAGAAGUGGGAGCUCAUCUGCGAUCAGGAAAGAUUUCAAGUGAAAAACCCUCCUCACACAUACAUCCAGAAGUUGAAGAGUUAUCUGGACCCAGCAGUCACCAGGAAGAAAUUCCGGCGGAGAGUUCAAGAAUCAACUCAGGUGCUGAGAGAACUGGAAAUUUCAUUAAGGACUAAUCACAUCGGAUGGGUGCGUGAGUUUCUAAACGAGGAGAAUAAGGGUCUGGACGUGUUGGUGGAGUAUCUCUCUUUUGCACAGUAUGCUGUCACAUUUGAUGGUGACAGUUUUGAGAAUGGCACAGACAACGCGAUGGACAAGUCAAAAUCCUGGAGUCGCUCUAUCGAAGAUCUCCACACAGGGAGCAAUCUACCGUCUCCGAUUCCAGGAAGCAUCAGCAGAGCUGGGAGACACUCUACGUUAAGAUGUAAUACAUUGCCCAGCAGAAGAACGUUGAAGAAUUCAAGAUUGCUGUGUAAGAAAGACGACGUUCACGUCUGCAUCAUGUGUCUACGAGCCAUCAUGAACUAUCAGUAUGGCUUCAACAUGGUUAUGUCCCAUCCUCAUGCUGUGAAUGAAAUUGCACUAAGUCUGAACAACAAGAACCCCAGGACAAAAGCGCUAGUACUGGAGCUACUGGCUGCUGUGUGUCUGGUCCGAGGGGGGCAUGAGAUCAUUCUCGCUGCUUUUGAUAACUUUAAAGAGGUUUGUUCAGAAAAUCAACGCUUUGAGAAGCUGAUGGAGCAUUUCAAGAAUGAGGACAAUAACAUUGACUUCAUGGUGGCAUGUAUGCAGUUCAUAAACAUCGUGGUCCACUCAGUAGAAGAUAUGAAUUUCAGAGUGCACCUACAGUAUGACUUCACUAAACUAUGUUUGGAUGAGUACCUGGAUAAGCUGAAGCACACUGAGAGUGAUAAAUUGCAGGUACAAAUCCAGGCCUACCUGGAUAACGUGUUUGAUGUUGGAGCUCUUUUGGAGGAUGCUGAGACGAAGAAUGCAGCACUGGAACGAGUGGAGGAACUGGAGGAGAGCAUGUCUCACAUGACCGAGAAGUUACAGGACACAGAAAAUGAAGCCAUGGCAAAGAUUGUAGAACUGGAGAAGCAGCUAAUGCAUAAAAACAAGGAACUGGACUCUAUACGGGAUGGCUACAAGGAUGUUAGCUCACAGGUGCACACACUUAGGAGGAUGGUGAAGGAGAAGGAUGAGGCCAUUCAGAGGCAGUGCACUCUGGAGAAGAAGAUUCAUGAACUGGAAAAGCAAGGAACCAUCAAAAUCCAGAAGAAAGGAGACGGGGAUAUUGCCAUCCUGACUUCUGCUCCAUCCAUGAAUGGCCUGCUGGCGGGCACAGAGGGAGUGACAGGGGUACCCAAGGGUGCCUUGGUGGGGCUUGUGGGACCAAGUAACGGUGUUGAACAGGGCAUGCCCAUGCCACCACCUCCUCCUCCACCCCCACCUAUGCCAGCGAUACUACUCAACGGUCCAUCAGCUGUCCUUGAGCCACCCCCUCCUCCUCCACCACCGCCACCACCUCCCCCUCUUCCAGGCUCUGGCUACACUGUAGAGGAAUCUUCCCCCAUGCCCCCACCUCCACCGCCCAUGGCACCCCCUCUACCAGGCUGUGGAUCCCCCACUGUAAUCUUCAAUUCAGGUCUCGCAGCUGUGAAGAUAAAGAAGCCGAUCAAAACGAAAUUCCGAAUGCCAGUGUUUAACUGGGUGGCACUGAAGCCCAACCAAAUCAAUGGCACAGUCUUCAAUGAGAUUGAUGAUGAAAAGAUACUGGAGGAUCUGAAUGUAGAUGAGUUUGAGGAGAUAUUUAAGACAAGAGCACAGGGCCCUGCAAUUGAUGUCACGUCUAGCAAGCAGAAGACCAUCCAGAAGGUCCCUAAUAAAAUUUCACUACUGGACUCUAACAGGUCCAAAAACCUGGCCAUCACACUCCGAAAAGUGGGCAAGACUCCGGAGGAAAUCUGCAAAGCAAUUCAGAUGUUUGACCUGCGGAUGUUGCCGGUGGACUUUGUGGAGUGUCUGCUGCGUUUUAUCCCCACAGAGGCCGAGGUAAAAAUGUUACGGCAGUAUGAGAAAGAGAGAAAGCCACUGGAAAACAUCACGGAUGAGGACCGCUUCAUGAUGCAGUUCAGCAAGAUCGAGCGCCUCAUGCAGAAGAUGACUAUCAUGGCAUUUGUGGGGAACUUUAACGAGAGCGUGCAAAUGCUCACUCCUCAACUGCAUGCCAUUAUUGCAGCAUCUGUGUCCAUCAAGUCCUCACAGAAACUGAAGAAAAUCCUGGAGAUUAUAUUGGCUCUUGGGAACUACAUGAACAGCAGUAAAAGAGGCGCCGUGUAUGGCUUCAAACUCCAAAGUUUAGACUUGUUAAUAGACACCAAAUCGACAGACAGGAAGACAACACUAUUGCACUACAUUGCAAAUGUAGUGAAGGAGAAGUACCAGCAGGUGGCGCUGUUCUAUAACGAGCUCCAUUAUGUGGAAAAAGCAGCAGCAGUUUCUUUAGAGAAUGUGCUACUGGAUGUGAAGGAACUCCAAAGAGGAAUGGAUCUAACUAGGAGAGAGUAUAGCAUGCACGGCCACAACACGCUGCUCAAAGACUUUAUACAUCUAAAUGAGAGCAAGCUCAAGAAGUUACAGGAUGAUGCUAAGAUUGCACAGGACGCUUUUGAUGAGGCGGUAAAGUUUUUCGGGGAGAGCUCCAAAACCCUGCCUCCAUCAGUGUUCUUCCCGGUGUUUGUGCGCUUUGUGAAGGCAUACAGGCAAGCAGAGGAGGAAAAUGAGCAGAGGAAGAGACAGGAGCAGAUGUUGAUGGAAAAGCUGCUAGAGCAGGAGGCCAUGGAGCAGGAAGAUCAAAAGUCUCCCUCUCAUAAGAAUAAACGACAGCAGCAGGAGCUGAUAGCUGAGUUGAGGAAGAAGCAAGUGAAGGACAGUCGUCAUGUUUACGAGGGAAAAGAUGGAACCAUUGAGGACAUUAUCACUGCCUUAAAGAAGAAUAAUAUAACUAAAUUUCCAAAUGUGCACUCGAGGGUAAGGAACUCGUCCAGUAGCACCCCAGUGGUGAUGGAUGGUACUCAAACCUGAUCUAAGAAACCAGCCUUACAGGCGCGCUGACGCAGUGAGGAGGAGUGUGCGGAGACGUUUUGAUGAUCAGAGCUUACGGCCAAUCAACAAUGCAGAGCUGGUGAUGUAACGAAGGCAGAGUGGAUGUGAUUGGUUGAGAUUAAGAUGGGACUGAAGGAGAGGUUGUCAGCCUCUCUGUGUGGAAAGGAAUGAUGAAGGAUUGAAAGAGAGGACAUUCGUCUUAAGGGCCAAAAGCUCAAGCUUCUUUCGACCAAGUGCCUGAAUUUUUACAUUUGUGCGAUAUUGUCUUUAUACCUUUUUAUUAUGUAUUGUUUUAUUUCAAGCAAUAGGAAUUUUUGCUCAUUUAACAAAAGUGGAUCUGAACAUUAUAUUGAUAGAGAUGGAAGUUCAUUCAGAUGGAAAUCCAUAGUGAACACGUACAUUCCAGUGGGAAAUACCAUGUUGCUUUUACUGCACAAUGUUGUUGAAAAUCACUAAAUGUGUACAAGGGCUAGGUGUGUUCUUAAAGAUUCCAGGCAUGUUGAGCUUAGUGUAACUCAAAAAGAAUGGAAAGGCUAUGUAGCAUUGUGAAUGACAACAUGGCAGGAUUCAUUAAAAACUGAUAGAGGGAUUAGAGAGAAGUGUUAACGGAAAGGUGAAAGGUUGUGUAAUGUAGAUGGUUCCGAGUUAAUGUGAAAUGUAUAUAACGUAAACAUCGUCACUUAGCAGUGUUAGCAGACCAAAAUUCACUCAGCUUACUAUUACAUGAAAUCAUUCAACUAUUUUAGCGUCAUGCCAUGAAAUGGUCCGUCUUCAAACCGUAUCAUAGUGAAGUGACUGAUAAUGUUGUGCCCAGGUGACCCCCAGCUUUUACUGACUGAGUGACUGAUCUUCAGUGGGAAGAUUCAAACUCUGUAGCAGACUGACUGGAUCCAAUAAUCAGGACUGUUUUAGUACAAUUACAGUACAAGCCAAAGAAAAACAAAAGAGCACCGCCUCAGAUACACGAUUCACCUUUUAUAAACAUUCUUUACAAAGUAUGCUGUGUCUUCAAUAACACAUUACACAGUAGAUUAUUCAACCACUGAAGCCAGUCUGUUCCAUGUGGCUUAUGCAGACCACUACCUUUUUCAGCUUCCAGGUCCAAUAAGAAAAAAACAAAAAAACAAGAAAUGCUUUUAUUUGUACAGAUAUUUUGCAACAAAAAUGGUUGCAUUAAAAAAAAAAAAUUACAUAACCUUCAUUAUCAUAAGGUUAAUAUUGUACAUAUUGAUUUCUUCAUCCUGUUACUCCAUUUGAAUUUUACUUUAACUUAUAGGUUUUGUUUUCAUUUUGUAUAUUUAAUUAAACAGAAACAUGAAUUUGAUGUAUCUUUAAAUACAUUACAGACAUCUCAGAUUUUACGCUUGCCUGGCAGUAUUAAGGCAAUAGAAUGAAUAACUGGCACAACCUGACGCCAUGUAACCCAUCACUAAGUAAUACUGACAUGUCUCUGUACGCUGCCAGCCCUCUUGCUUAAUGCGUUCUGUUCCUUCUAUAAACCUGGAUCAAACUGGCAUGACUUCUUGUCCUCUAAUCAAAAAUGUAUCUUUUGCCGUGUUGUAAUAGCUGAAUUUGUUUUUAAUAACACAUUGUGUUAGAGCCGCAGUUUUUCAGCGCCGAUGAUUGAAUAAACUAUUUACAUUACUAUAA